Messenger RNA from Eurypyga helias (sunbittern), 2049 nucleotides. It is a transcript of the gene RNF6, whose product is annotated as ring finger protein (C3H2C3 type) 6. Bases 1 to 2049 code for a protein of 682 amino acids. Gene Ontology annotation, biological process: ubiquitin-dependent protein catabolic process; positive regulation of DNA-templated transcription; protein ubiquitination. The transcript has 3 exons. Gene Ontology annotation, cellular component: cytoplasm; nucleoplasm. The record is from RefSeq and is a predicted model, not a curated record. Gene Ontology annotation, molecular function: ubiquitin protein ligase activity. Lineage: Eukaryota; Metazoa; Chordata; Aves; Eurypygiformes; Eurypygidae.
AUGGAUCGCUCCCGGCACCGUGUCGGAAAUGGCAAUGAACAGGCAUCUUCACGAGAGCAUGGUCGUGGUGAAGAUGAGAGACAACGCCAGCUAGAGCGCCUCAGUAGGGAGGAGGCCUAUUACCAGUUCAUUAAUGAACUCAAUGAGGAAGACUACAGGUUGAUGAGAGACCGCAACUUGCUUGGAACUCCUGGGGAAAUAACAGCAGAAGAGUUGCAGCAACGCUUGGAGGGGGCUAAGGAGCGCCUGGCAUCACAGACUGAUCCGGAUAACAGAGAAGGUGAAGAUAGAACUGUUGGAGAUUCUGAUGUUCUUGGAGAAAACUCAAAUGGUGACUCUUUGCUUGAAUGGCUGAACACAUUCCGGCGCACGGGAAACGCCACUCGCAGUGGACAGAGUGGGAACCAAACCUGGAGAGCCGUGAGUCGAACAAAUCCAAACAGUGGCGAGUUUCGAUUUAGUCUUGAAAUCAACAUAAAUCAUGAGCAUAACAGUUUGGAAACUGCUGGUGAGGAGUAUGUGGGUAUUGAUAGCAGCAGGAUGUAUUUAGAAAGGAGACAUCAAAGAGCGGUCAGUCCGGUAGCCCCACGAAUGAGGAGCAGGACCAGAAGAGAGGCAAACCGUGAGGCUUCAAGCACUGCAAGGACCAGGUCUGUAAGAAGUUCCGUGGCACGAAGCUCUGAAGUAGCCUCUCAUCCAAUCUCAGGGAGGCUCAGGAGUAGAACGAGGGAGUCAACAGGCCUUUCCCAAACAAAUACUACACGUAAUAAUACUACACGUAAUAAUUCUGCAGCUACUGGCGGACAAAGACAGGUGCCAGAAAGAGGUACUUCCAGAGGAGUCGCAAGAGGUAGAUCUAGAACUACUGUUCGGAAUGCAAACCAAAGACUAGAAAUUCUGCGGCUGAGGUCUACUUUAAGAAGUCGAAGUCGCUCUCCACUGCCAAGGCAAGGUGCCCCUGCUCAUUCUGAGGAGCAUGGGCAGAGGCAGGAUAGAAAUGCACAGCAGGUGAGCAGGAGUAGAAGACAAACAGCUCAGCCCUCUCCACAGCCUGAUGAAGAACGAGCAAGAAGUAACACUCAGACUCCUCAACUUUCCAGUGUAGCCCCAUCCGUGGGGGUAACUUCGGAAGUGGAGGAGUCUAGUAGACCAGUAGCUGCUGUUAGAAGGCAUCCAACAAUUACAUUAGAUCUUCAGGUGAGAAGAAUUCGUCCUGGAGAAAACCGAGAUCGGGACAGUAUUGCCAGUAGAACUCGUUCUAGAGUAGGAAUGGCCGAAAACACAGUUACCUUUGAAAGCGACAGUGGGGGAUUCCGGCGUACGAUAUCGCGAUCGGAACGUGCGGGUAUUCGAACCUAUGUUAGCACUAUACGCAUACCUCUUCGUCGGAUUUCAGAAACUGGACUUGGUGAACCUUCAUCGGUGGCUCUUCGAUCGAUCCUUAGACAAAUCAUGACGGGCUUUGGAGAACUGAGUUCUUUAAUGGAAACGGAGUCUAACCCAGAAGUGCAAAGAGGUGGUCAUCCCUUACCAGACGUGACGUCAGAGCGGAAUAACUCGAGCGCAGCCAGCAACAGCAGCGAUGCGAGCGAGGUUUCAGCUGGAAAUGGGCAUGCGGCAGAAGGCAGCAGGGCGACAGAUGGACAGAGCGAUGACACUCAGCGCCACGGUCGCAAUAAUGAAAGCCAAGAGAACAGGCAGUCUCAAGAUGCCAACAACCUCGUGGAAAACGGAACGCUGCCCAUCCUUCGACUUGCCCACUUCUUCUUGCUGAACGAAGAUGAUGACGAUGAUCGUUUGAGAGGUUUAACCAAAGAGCAGAUUGACAAUCUUUCUACCCGGAACUAUGGGGAUAUUCAUGCUGAAAAUGAAUUAAGUAAGACGUGUAGUGUUUGCAUUAAUGAGUACGUAACAGGGAAUAAGCUAAGGCAGUUACCUUGUAUGCAUGAGUUUCACAUUCAUUGUAUCGAUCGCUGGCUUUCUGAAAACUCCACUUGCCCAAUUUGUCGGCAGCCCGUGUUGGGCUCUAACACCACAGACAAUGGCUAG